AUGAGCGGUUAUGUAAUGGAUCUGGAUGACCUCGUGAUGAAGAUGAAGCGCGCGAACUGCGGUCCAAGCGAAGAGGACGUGUGCGCAGUACUGUUGCGGAGUCUACCUUCCAGCUCCAAGAGCUUGGUACAGGCAUUCCGAAUGUCCGUCGCAAGCUUCAGUUUUAGUGACCUCGUGAGCAAGUUGAUCGCCGAAGAAGUGCGCCAGAAUGAGGCUGCACGGGUAGAAGAUGCGACGGAUCUCUACGCAGGCAAGAGGAAGGGUAAGCAGUUCCCGAAGAAGCAACAGGGACGGCGCGCGAAAGGACCAUCAGGUACCUGCUACAACUGUGGCAAGGUCGGACACUACGCCAGAGAUUGUAGCUCCGGUCGAGGGCCGAGGGAGCACCAGCAUGACCAGUCGAAUGUCGCGUUUAGUGCCAGCGAAGGUUUCGCGAGCAACAGCUGGGUCAUGGACAGUGGCGCGUCAGCACACAUGUGCAAGGAUCGAGAUGCGUUCGAAGAGUACGAAUAA
Molecule: messenger RNA, 513 nt
Organism: Peronospora matthiolae
Lineage: Eukaryota; Oomycota; Peronosporomycetes; Peronosporales; Peronosporaceae
Source: the annotation of a GenBank genome assembly